Molecule: messenger RNA, 3553 nt
Organism: Brachypodium distachyon (stiff brome)
Lineage: Eukaryota; Viridiplantae; Streptophyta; Magnoliopsida; Poales; Poaceae
Product: nucleolar MIF4G domain-containing protein 1
Exons: 14
Coding region: 1136-3367 (743 amino acids)
Biological process (GO): ribosomal small subunit biogenesis
Cellular component (GO): nucleolus
Molecular function (GO): RNA binding; protein binding
Source: RefSeq, a predicted model, not a curated record
GAGUAGGGUAUCUACCCAUUUUUACCCUACUUUUCAUGGUCAGACUCAUUUGUGCUUUUCAUCCAUACUUUACUAGAAAUGUCAAUAUGAUUGAUAUGAUGUCGAUCCAUUCCUUCAAGUGUAAUGGCCAAUUUGCAGCUAUUUUUUAUGUCUAAUUUUCUGUUGAGUUUGACUGAUGAUUUAUGGGUCUAGCUUUUGGCCUUAGUACAAAGUGUCCAUCAAUGUGUUUUGGUUAGCAGGGUGUCAUUCUUUGGCUUACAUAUAUGGGUACAAAUAUGAUGGGUUCGUUUGUAUCCGAUGUAUUUUUUUUGGCCUACAAGUUGUGUUUUCAUAAAUGCUUUGAAAAAUUAAGUUGUUUUAUAUGUGCUCGCUGUUUUAAGGUGUUUGUUACAAUUUUUGUGUUCAUGGGUUUUGUGUUCAUCGUAGCCAAUUGCACUCUACUUUAAAUUUAAUUACACUAGUUUAACUUUUGCAAUUCUAGAUAUACCAACCUGCAACUAAUUGCAUUUUUUAAAGUUUAUUUUCAUCAUGGCAAAUUGCACUGCCCUUUAAAUUUAAUUGCACUACUUUAACUUUUGCAAUUCCAAGUGUACCAACUUGCAAUCGCAAUUUUCAUUUAUGUUCCUUUCUUCUAUGUUCAAAUUACUUCCACAAGUAUAUAUAUACUCUUUUUACUUUCUUUUUUGUCUGUCUUUAGUGGUAGCAGCAACACAAGCAAUGUAGAAGCAAGACCUGAGAUUAAUUUCAAAUAAGAACGUAUUAUCUGUUUGAAAGUUGCAGUGCCUUUUAAAUCAAAUUGCACCCCUUUCUGCCGUUGCAAUUCCAGCCUUUUGAAAUUGCAAUUGCACUAGGUCUUGUACAUUCAGUUAUGCAAUCUAUUUGAAAUUUGCACUGCCUUUUAAAUCAAAAUGCACCCCCUUUUCAUCUCGCUCGCUCUAUAUUGUGGCUACAUUAAUUUCCUUUGUUCUUUGGCCGAUAAGGGGUGUGAUUCCCAGGAAAUCCAGUGUCAAGAAUAAGGGGAGGAGAGGGAAGAGGGUGCGGUCAGUGGGCACUCUUGACUAUGGGGGAUUGAGCUGAUUGAGUCACGAGCGAAGAGCCAGGAGGGCAGUAUCGUGUAACCAGAUUGGCGGAGAUUAUGGCGGGGAAAGAGGAGCAGAAGUCUCGCAAGGAGAAGCGGAAAGAAGCGAGAUCCGAGAAGCAGAAGCUGCGGUUUCUCUCUUGGGUUCAGCACCAGGGUGGCAAAAACAAGAAGCCGACAAUGGCAGCUGUGGAAUCGAGUCCAGUAGAAGAGAAGAAACCAAAGAAAGAACCUAAGAAGAGGAGGAGAGAACCUGAGGAUAACCGCAAGUCCAAGUCCAAAUUCCAGGAGUAUCUUGAAAUGGAGAUGGGUGGUGUUGUGGGCGGAGAGGAGGAUCUGGAGACUGAGAGGAAGCUUGCAAAAAAGCUCCGGGUGAAGAACGGAAAGCUAGGAGGUCCGGAUGAUGGUAUGGAUGAUCUUUUUGGGGACCUCGGAUUUGGUGGCGACUUUGGUUCGGAUGGUGAAACGGAAGGGUAUAGUAGGAAUAUGGUGGAUGACAUUAAACCAGAAAAGAAGAAACGAGUAAGUAAAAGUAAGAAAGAGAAAGAUGAUGCAACAGAGGAAGGGAAGGUGAGUAAGGUAGACAAGAAGAAACAGAAAAGGAAAAAUAAGAAAGUGAAGGAUGAUGCCGUGGAGGAACCAGAUGCUGGAAGUGUGGAAAUAACUGAAGAAAAGGAUGUAACAGUUUACGAGUCUGAGGGUGGAGAGCCUAAUGUGGUUGAACAACCCGCAGUAUCAAAAGCGAAGUAUGUACCUCCGAGUCUCCGUGGUAUUGCUAGUUCAGAAGCAGAAGAAGUCUCCGUGUUACGCCGGAGAGUGAGAGGACUUCUGAACAAGCUUUCAGAGUCAAAUGUGGAGUCUAUUACCCAAGAAAUUGCUGCACUUUUUCGCUCAGUUCCGCGAAAUGUUGGCUGUCAGUUAAUUGGUGAUGAAGUUUUGGCAAGUUGUUCCAGGGGACCUCGUGGUAACGAACAGUAUGCUGCUGUAUUUGCAGCCUUUGUUGCUGGUAUGACAUGCUUGGUUGGUAUGGACUUCAGUGCCAGAAUCCUUUCUUCUCUUGCCAAUUCUUUUGAGGAUGAGUACUCCAAAGACGAUGGGCUGUCUCUGAGAAAUCUUACCUUAUUGUUCUCUUAUUUGUGCAUAUUUGAUGUCAUUGCAAGUGAUCUUGUGUAUGAUCUGCUCUCAGUGCUGAGCAAGCGCUUGACAGAGCUUGAUGUCUCAACAGUGUUAACCAUCCUACAGUGCUGUGGAAUGAAGCUGCGGGGUGAUGACCCAGGUGCAAUGAAAGAUUUUGUACUCGGUAUUCAGAACUCUGUAAGUCAGUUAAAAUUGUGCUCAGCUGGCCGAGAAGAUGGAAAAGCAGAUAUACAUAGUAAAAGAGUGGAAUUUAUGCUCGAGACAAUAUGUGACAUUAAGAACAACAAAAAGAGGCCGAAAGAGGAUCCUUCACACCAUACACGCAUAAAAAAGUGGCUUCAAAAGCUGAAAUCAGAAGAUAUCCUCUUGCGCGGGCUAAAGUGGAGUAAGCUUUUGGACCCUGAGAAGAAAGGGCAGUGGUGGUUGUCCGGGGAUGUUUCAUCCACAGCAGGCAAUGUUAAAGAUGUUGCAGCAGUUAUCAGCAAGGAGGUUGUAGAGGCACAAAAACUGGUUCGGCUUGCAGCUGCCCAGCGGAUGAACACUGACAUACGUAGAGCAAUUUUUUGCAUCAUAAUGAGUGCUGAAGACUACGUAGAUGCUUUUGACAAGAUCCUGAGACUGGACCUUUCCGGGAAGCAGGAUCGUGAAAUUAUGAGGGUCAUCGUUGACUGUUGUCUGCAAGAAAAGACCUUCAAUAAGUAUUACACGGUCCUUGCUUCCAAGCUAUGCAACCAUGAUAAAAAUCAUAAGUUCAGUUUGCAGUAUUGUCUCUGGGAUCGAUACAAGGAGUUAGAUACAAUGGAGUUGAAUCGAUCCAUGAACCUUGCAAAAUUAGCCGCAGAGAUGCUGGCGAAUUUCUCACUGUCACUUGCGAUGCUGAAGGUUGUCAACCUGGCAAACCCAGUGGAGAUGACUCCAAAACGGAUCAUGCAUUUCCGAAUGCUGUUCGAGACCUUGAUGCAGAAAGAUGAUGCGCUUGUCUGGAACGUCUUUACCCGUAUCGCUGGGAUUCCAGAGCUCGAAAUCUUGAGAGAUGGGAUUGUGCUGUUCAUCAAACAGCAUGUGAUUGCUAAGGACACCGGGAAGGAAUUGGCUGGCAGGUUCAAGAUCGCAAAGAAAGCACUUGAUAAUGCUGCUGGUGUUUUGAUGUAAUUUUUCUGCCAUUUUAAAGUGGCAACUUCCUGCCCUGGUUAUUUCUUAUGGGGUCUCAAUUUUGUUACAUAUUCUGAGAAAAAAAACAUGAAGACAACAUUCUUGUAAGUUUAGAAUGAUUUCGCAGAGUUUGUGAUUCAAUUUCUCAGAAAGUUUAUGGUGAGUAUACGUACUUUUGACUUUUGA